GCUUCCAGGAGGUCACUUCCUCCCCUGUCUCCUAGCAACGGCUGGAAGCGUUGUUGACAUCCAGGGUAGUGGUGCCGCCGGACUGACCGGAGGGUCUCGGAGCCAGCGCUAUGACAGAGGUGGAGGAAACCCUAAAGAGAAUUCAGAGCCAUAAAGGGGUUAUUGGAACUAUGGUUGUCAAUGCAGAAGGCAUUCCAAUCCGAACAACCUUGGACAACUCGACAACAGUUCAGUACGCAGGACUUCUUCAUCAGCUGACCAUGAAGGCCAGGAGCACAGUUCGUGAUAUUGACCCUCAGAAUGACCUAACCUUUCUUAGAAUCAGAUCAAAAAAACAUGAAAUCAUGGUUGCUCCAGAUAAGGAAUAUCUUCUGAUUGUCAUUCAGAAUCCAUGUGAGUAGACCUGCUCUACAGCCAAGUCUGCCCCAGUGGUGCUGGGUUGAAACACUUCACUCUUUAAUGAUUACUAAAACUAUAUUCCUAUCUAACUGAUCUUCUGGACAUUCUUUUCUAUUUUUACAUUUAAACUAUUUUAUGUGUCUUAUUUAGUCCCUUUUGAUUGUAUUGUAAAAUUGUACCUUAGCUAUGUAAUAAACAAAUUCUGGUG
Messenger RNA from Loxodonta africana (African savanna elephant), 607 nucleotides. It is a transcript of the gene DYNLRB2, whose product is annotated as dynein light chain roadblock-type 2. Gene Ontology annotation, cellular component: centrosome; cytoplasm; cytoplasmic dynein complex. The transcript is spliced from 4 exons. The record is from RefSeq and is a predicted model, not a curated record. Bases 111 to 401 code for a protein of 96 amino acids. Gene Ontology annotation, biological process: microtubule-based movement. Gene Ontology annotation, molecular function: dynein intermediate chain binding. Lineage: Eukaryota; Metazoa; Chordata; Mammalia; Proboscidea; Elephantidae.